AGCCUGAUCGCCAAUCCCCAGCCCUCUCGGUGUCCCCCACCCUGGACCUCAGCCAUGAAGCCCCAUCCUGGGCCAGAGGAGGCCCGGCGGCCAGCUUCGGACAUCCGCGUGUUCGCCAGCAGCUGCACGAUGCAUGGGCUGGGCCACGUCUUCGGCCCUGGGGGCCUGACGCCUCGCCGAGGGCUCUGGGCCGCAGCCAUGCUCCUGUCGCUGGCUGCCUUCCUCUACCAGGUGGCUGAGAGGGUGCGCUACUACGGGGAGUUCCACCAUGAGACAGCCCUGGACGAGCGCGAAAGCCACCGGCUCACCUUCCCCGCCAUCACCCUGUGCAACAUCAACCCACUGCGCCGCUCGCGCCUCACGCCCAACGACCUGCACUGGGCCGGGCCCGCGCUGCUGGGCGUGGAGCCCGCUGAGCAUGCCGCCUUCCUGCGUGCCCUGGGCCGGCCCCCCGCGCCCCCCGGCUUCAUGCCCAGUCCCACCUUCGACGUGGCUCGACUGUACGCCAGGGCCGGACACGCCCUGGAGGAAAUGCUGCUGGAUUGCCGCUACCGAGGCUGGCCGUGCGGUCCCGAGAACUUCACCGUGAUCUUCACCCGGAUGGGUCAGUGCUACACCUUUAACUCCGGCGCGGAUGGGGCAGAACUGCUCACCACUCCCAAGGGCGGCAUGGGCAACGGGCUGGAAAUCAUGCUGGAUGUGCAGCAGGAUGAGUAUCUGCCCGUGUGGAGGGACAUGGAGGAGACCCCGUUUGAGGUGGGGGUCCGAGUGCAGAUCCACAGCCAGGAGGAGCCGCCCACCAUCGACCAGCUGGGCUUCGGGGCAGCCCCCGGCUACCAGACCUUCGUGUCCUGCCAGCAACAGCGACUGAGCUUCCUGCCACCACCCUGGGGUGACUGCAGCUCCGCACCUCUGGACCCCGACUUUGAGCCGGAACCUUCUGGUCCCCUAGGUCCUCCCAGCCCCAGCCCAGGCCCCCAAGCCCCCUAUAGUCUGAUGGGGUGUCGCCUGGCCUGUGAGGCCCGCUAUGUGGCGCGGAAGUGUGGCUGCCGAAUGAUGCAUAUGCCAGGCGGGGCGCCAGUGUGCAGCCCCCAGCAAUACAAGGACUGCGCGGACCCGGCGCUGGACGCCAUGCUGCGGAAGGACGCGUGCACCUGCCCCAACCCCUGCGCCAGCACGCGCUACGCCAAGGAGCUCUCCAUGGUGCGGAUCCCGAGCCGCGCCGCCGCCCGCUACCUGGCCCGGAAACACAACCGCAGCGAGGCCUACAUCGUAGAGAACGUGCUCGUGCUGGACAUCUUCUUUGAGGCCCUCAACUAUGAGACCGUGGAGCAGAAAAAGGCCUAUGAAGUGUCAGAACUGCUCGGUGACAUUGGGGGCCAGAUGGGGCUGUUCAUCGGGGCCAGCCUGCUCACCAUCCUUGAGAUCCUGGACUACCUCUGUGAGGUGUUCCAAGACAGGGUCCUGGGAUACUUCUGGAACCGGAAGCACUCCCAAAGGCACUCUAGCACCAAUCUGCUUCAGGAAGGGCUGGGCAGCCAUGGAACCCAAGUUCCCCACCUCAGCCUGGGCCCCAGCACAGUGGUCUGGGUCUCACCAGGCCCCCCACCCCUCCCUGUGCCGUCACCAAGACUCUGUCUGCCUCCCACCGCACCUGCUACCUCGUCACACGCCUCUAGACCUGGCAUCUGUGUCUUCCGGGCUGCACCUUGACAUCUUGGACUGGCCCAGCCUGCACAUGUCUCUGCCCUCUUCACCCCAAAUAAAGUUCUAGUGC
Molecule: messenger RNA, 1777 nt
Organism: Lynx canadensis (Canada lynx)
Lineage: Eukaryota; Metazoa; Chordata; Mammalia; Carnivora; Felidae
Gene: ASIC3
Product: acid sensing ion channel subunit 3
Exons: 11
Coding region: 55-1713 (552 amino acids)
Biological process (GO): sodium ion transmembrane transport
Cellular component (GO): membrane
Source: RefSeq, a predicted model, not a curated record